Molecule: messenger RNA, 2925 nt
Organism: Paramuricea clavata
Lineage: Eukaryota; Metazoa; Cnidaria; Anthozoa; Malacalcyonacea; Plexauridae
Source: the annotation of a GenBank genome assembly
AUGACCACACUCAUUUUGAAUAUCACCCAGAUACAGUCAAACUUGAGUGAGGAGAUAAACGAUCUGCGCGUGAGUGUAGAAAAAAAUUCUAAAGAGAUAAAACAUCUGGAGAAGAAAUUUACGAAUGAACUUUCAAGAUUGAAGGAAGAGGAGAAAAUUCCCUAUGUCUUCACUGCACCCCUGCGCAAUCGUUAUUUCGCUGGUCGAAUUGAAGAAGUCCAGGAGCUCAAACGUAUUUUGAAAGUUGACCAAACUUCGAACGAAAAGAAAGUUCGUGUUGCAGCAGUAUGUGGUUUGGGUGGAAUUGGCAAAACAAGCUUAGUUUGUGAGUAUGCUCAUCAGAUGAAACAUUUCUACAAGGGAGGUGUGUAUUGGUUCUCUGCUGAAGAUGAUACGUUUCUUGACAACACAGUGAAUAACAUCGCGUUAAAACUUAAUACACUAAUUGGUUCAUUUGAUUUAACUUUGUCAAAUACCUUGAAAAAAAUUAGCAGCUCAAAUUAUCCAAGUCUUAUUGUCCUCGAUUGCUUGGAUCAACUGGAACUUUCGCCCAAAAUGAUGAAGUUUCUUUCCUGUCCUUCUCAAGAAAAUAUCUUUGCACAUUUUGUUGUGCUAACUAGACGGAAUCCACAACGACUGGUUAACGAAGUUUCGGUUUUUGAGAUUGAUUCUUGUCUUCAACUGAAAUGUUUCCAGUCUCAAGAAGCAAAACAGUUUGUUUUUUCCAGAACUAACGUGGUUCGUGAAGAUAAUGUCGAAAGUGACGUGGAAAGUCUUUGUGAAGAGCUGGGGAGACUGCCACUUGCUUUGGAACAAGCUGGAGGUUAUAUUCGAACACGCGGGUGUAGUUUCUCUAUGUAUCUAGAGCAAUAUAAAGCUGAACGCUUGCGAUUGCUGAAUCGGCAAUCAGCACGUGCUUCAGGUAACGACUCACCUGAACGUCUUGCCGUUCACACGACAUGGCUUAUCAAUAUGGAGUAUAUGAAGAAGAGCCCGGAUGGUCAGGCUGCUGUUCGAUUUAUGAAUGCUUGUUCAUUUUUCGAUGGAAAUGAGAUUGAAAAAGAAUUAAUCAACGUUGGAACACCCGAAGUAGAGGACGUCGCGUAUCGUAAAUGUGUGUCAUCGCCAUUGGGUUGCCUUGAGAUUUUAAAGCUGUUGACUGACUUUUCACUUUUUACGUAUGUUCAAGCGCACUCUGUCAACACCCAUCGUUUAGUCCAGGAACUAGUCAGAGAAAGUCUUAAUCCUGAAUCGAAAGCAGCGAGUUUCACUGACGCUGUGCGAAUGCUUUCUUAUGCAUUUUCUAACUGUUCUUCACCCAGUAGUCUUGUAAGCCCAGGUGAAAUGAAUGAUGAAGAACAAGAGAUAUCUUUCUCUGAUUUACCUACGAGUCCUUCUGUUUAUUAUAUGUGGUCUAAGUUUUGUAUACAUGGUCAUCAUCUGCGCAGUAAUAUGAAGGACCUGUUGAUAAGUCUCGACUCUGUUUGUUUAGACUCCGUUUGGUUUCCUGAAACAGCUAAAAUAUUUUACGAAUGUGCUGUUCAUUUGAGUGCAAAUCACCAGCAGGAAGAAGCAAAGCGCACUUUGAACUUUGCUUAUCGUAUAUUAGACUGGCUUUCUUUGGCAGAGUAUGAAACGAUGGAAAAGAAUGUUUCAAAUAAUUCCUUGUUUCUACUUUCUAUUCCUUUACCAAAGUCAUUUCAGAUCCUAAUUAAGAGAUGUUGUAUGCCUCCUUUUGUGUCACAUCGACCUCUACCUGAAAAUCCUGGUCCUGGAGCUAGCGGCUCUGAAUUGAAAGAGAAAAUUGAGAAAGUGAAAUUGGAUGGAAAUAAGAGUUUCAAAGAAGGUCGUCACAAAGAAGCAUUACACGCUUAUUCUUCUGCAAUUAAUUUGGCUCAAGAUUACAAUAAUGCUUUCUUCAAUCCCUUGUUGCUUACUAAUCGUGCAACGGUUUACAUAAAAUUAAAGCAAUUCGAAGAUGCUUUAAAAGAUGCGAAUGAUUACAUAACGCGCCGUCCAGAUUGCUGGAGGGGUUAUGCUAGAAAAGCUCUGGCACUUGAUGGCUUGAAUGAGAAAGUCAGUGCUGAAAUAGCUGCUGCUUUAGCUUUUUAUCACAGUAGAGCUAUAUUCUCAGACUUUUUACCAUUCAAAAAAUCUUUCGCGGCCCUGCAGAAACGAAUCUUUAUAUGUAAUUUUGUGGAUGAACUUCGAAAAGCGAUUUUUUCGAAGGAAAUAGAAGCGGAUUUGAUGAAGAUUUUGGUACUGGGAUCAGAAGAAUAUAUUCUAAAUUUUGAAAUUCCUGAAAUUUGGAACGACUGUAUUCUAGUUGGUACAAGAAAAAAUUGUUUGGUUUCUUUGAUGUCUAGGCAUAAUAUUUACUUGUUGAAGUGCAUGCUUACUAAUCUGUCGUUUCAUUUGAUUAAUAGCCAGCUGAUGUGUAUACCUGGUUCGUUCGUCAAAGUCUUUAACUGUAACUUUGCUGCGUAUGAUUAUGGUGAGGAAAUGGCUGCUGUAUCAACUUCUGGGGAAUUCAAUGCAGAACAUUGUAAUUUCACAAGCACCGAUGACGCAGGAUUAAUAUGUGCUGGAGCAGGUGAUGCGGUUGUUGUUGACUGUUCCUUUUGCAAUAACAGGAAAGCUGGUUUAGAAGUGCGCCAAGGCGGAACGUUGAUUGUGAAAAGCAGUCGCAUGUAUAACAAUGGUCAAGAUGGGUUAACGUUAAAUAGCGCGUCGAAGUGUGUCGUGCUUAAUUGUGAUAUGCACGAUAAUGAUCAUUCGGGAAUCUCUAUGGUGGACUCAAAGAAUGUCACGCUUAUACGUAAUAAUGGUUUUGACAAUCACAAUGAUGGAAUAUUCAUGAUUAAUUCUGAGGCAAAUAUCAUCGAGCUCAAGGAAAGGAAUUUUCCCCAUCUGUCGUUGAACUGA